AUGUUGUCUUUGGCCUUCCAGUUUGGAAAUCUCCGAGUUUUCUUACGUAUAAUUGGAGGUAGCUGAAUACGAGUUGAACCAUUUGGUUCAUGGAGCCCUAUAUCCAACACUUUAGGUGUCAUCAUGUUCUGUGUGGAGAAAAAUGCUCCGCAUCUUGAUGUAAAGAAGACGGAAAUGUAGAAAAAUAAUUUCAUCUCAAAGCUGAAAGUAAUUUUAUCUGGAUGUAAAGAUGCUCCCUGGAACAUAGUUGAGAGUGGUGGAGUUAACUACAAACUAAUCAUCAACCAUCUGCCUUACAUAAUACAUGUGUCACGGCUUCAAUUCUAUGUUGAUAAAUCCCUAGUCUUCAACAUUUUUAGAUUAGUGAAUAUGUCGUACUCUUCACACCAAACGAAAGUCAGUAAUCCCUAAAGUCAUCCUUUCAUCGUAUGUUAAAGGGGCUUUUACAUAUUCGUAUGAAGAUGAAUCAUUGUUAUUCACAUGAUGAUCAGCUGAUUGUCGAUAUCUUCAGUUGUUUAUAGAGUGGACAAUUCUUUUAUACAUUCCUCAGUUGAUUAUAGAUUGGAUAAUCGUUUUUUAGAUGUUUUCCGAGUCAUCCUAUUCGACCUAUGAAAUUUUAAUCAACCAAUGAACUCCUCUGUUUAGUAUUAUUGAAUUAUUUAUUUUUAUCUCCUUUUAAUUGCACCAACUGCUUUGCUUCUAUAUUUAAACCAAAGAUUACAAUAUGCUUACAAUAGGAACCUGAUUGCACUAUGUUCAGUUGUUCUCAAUAUUUAUUCUUUAUUCACUUAUAGUGAAUAACAAAGAUGAGUGAAAUAGAGGUUAAAAGCAAGCCAUCAUCUUGUUCUUACAGAACGUGUCUUCCAACUGUACUACGUUAAAAUUACUUGUAUAAUGUUCUCUCCAAAUUGAUGAUGCAGUGCCCUUUCAAGCGUAGCAUUAUUCUCACUGGUGGUAAUCGUAUAUAUGUGGAGCAGGUUCAAACUAGACAGUUUUGGGAAAAACUGAAAUCUAUAACCCAUCUCAUGAGAUAAUUGGAAAUAUUUUGGAGAGACUUGUUUAGCUCAAGCACAGAAAUCCUGUAUUUAAACAGUAUCUGAUGAAUUUUACAUGAACAACUCUUAAUAAAUAUGUACCAUGCCAUGCACAAAGGAAAAUACAAUUCAACUUUUCAGCUGGUUGGAGCCUGGUCAAUCUUGUGAACCAUGACCAAGUUCAAGCCAAAAAAAGUUAUGCUACUUUUCAAUAGGAUGUUUUGGCUUUUGUGUUGGGUUAAUGUGGUGGAAAAAUUCUACUUCUCUUUUCUGUUCCGUCAUUAACCUACUCAUUGAAAGCAGUAUUUAUUACAGAUUAAAAGAAAAAGUGUUUCCGUAAACUUGCCCCCAUAAUUGUCAUGACAUGCCUGAAGUAAAUAAUUUUAUAUUUUUUUAUUGCUUGCGUUCUAUCAACUUUUGUUUACUCUGUUGUUUUGUUUCUUAUUCAGCCACUGAUCUCACUGUAAAAUAAAUCAUGCAGGCCCCUGUGCUUUUUCGUGGGAUUGGCCAUUCCUUGAAUCCUACCAAUACUAUGGUGAGAUCUUCUAUUUUCUAUUUUUAUGUUUGUUUCAUUUUUCAAACAUGAAGGACUUUUAGAUGCAAUCGAAUUUGUCCUAUUUUAUUCGUUAGCUCAGUAGGCUGCAUUCGUUUCACCCUCUCAUGGUUUAAUAUGUUUAUUUCACAGGUUGUGAAAGUCCUAUCUGCCUCUCCUUCAGCAUAUUCUGCAAAUCCAAAGACUAGGCUGUCAAAGGCCCCAUCUCUUACUGGAUCUGCAAUUUCGUUAGUUUCUGUUGUGCAGGUAGUAUUGGGCUUCCUUUCAGUUCUUUUGUGGAAUAAUCUUUUUUUAUCAUUUUUUAAAUCACCAUAG
Messenger RNA from Spirodela intermedia, 1902 nucleotides. NCBI's taxonomy places the organism in Eukaryota, Viridiplantae, Streptophyta, Magnoliopsida, Alismatales, Araceae. The record is from the annotation of a GenBank genome assembly.